GUGUUGUAUUGUGUUGUGAGAGUUUCUGAUGAGAUGCUCGUUAGUUUGUCAGGAUGAUUGUGAAUCCAGCUGAUCCAGUCGCGCUGCUUUCUCCCGGUCUGAAGUUAACGGCUGGACCGGGAACUUUAAUGCAUUUAGAGCGGCUGGAAGAUCAGAUAAAGUCUCGCAGAAAUGACAGGAACAGAGAGAUCAAACUGUCACUGCUUUAAUACUGAGAUAUUAUUUCACUGACUGUUUGCACUGUCUGACUUGAAUCUACCCUAUGAAUGAAAAGCGUUUAAUUCCAAACAGCAAUAACAACGAUGCCGUGUUUAAUACUGAACCCUUUAAUUCAUAUAGAGCCUGAUACAGUAUGAUAAUUCUCCCGUGUAUCAUAUUAUAUGGACUAUUAUUGGAUUAUUAUUAUGCUGCUGUAGCAUUACAUGUAUCCAGCACUUUGCUGUAGCUGGUGGAGAAGGAGCUGAUUUGAAGCGUUUAACACUCUGUUGAGUAUUUUAAAAUUAGUCAUCAUAUUUUAGUCGCGGAUUAUAUAUUUUCUAUGCAUUUUUUUAAAAUCUACAAAGUAACUCCAGCUGUCAGAAUAAAGCGUACAUACUAUAGGCUAUGUCAUCUGAAGUGUAGUGGAGUGAAAGUAUAAAACAGCAGAAAAUGAUGGAAAUACUGACAUAAAGUAAGUAGAACUAGAACUAGACUGAUAAAACAGUCAGGCAGAUAUAUUGGCUGAUACUAUAUAUUGCAUAUAUGUGUAUUGGUGUAUAUGUUGGCCAAUAAGUAACAAGAAAUGUCAGCACAGAAAUACCAAAGAUAUGUUGGAGGUCAUUUAGAAACAGUGCUGGAGGUCAUUUACUGAGCUUGUCCAGCAGAGAGCACUGACAGUAAGAGGUGGCUAAUGUGGACUUAUAUUAAUAAUAUUAUGAUAUUGCAAGAUAUUUUUCAAUAACAAUAUUUAUGACAAUAUGAAAAAAGUAUCAUCUGUUUUUUGGCUGCCGUGUUGAGAUGUGUUGUGUCAGUGUGAUGUGGUGGUUUAGAGGAGCAGAGCUGUGGCUCUGUGCUCUUAUAUUUAAAAUCACUGAUGCAAACACACCUGCUGUACUGACUGAGCUGAUCAAUGUUGAACUUAAAGCUGACUUCAACUCAGUGUUAAGUAAAACCACAGACUAUAUAUAAAGAUGGACAUAGCAAGGUGUGAUGUCACGCGUUGGUUUACAUUGGAGCCAGUUUGAAGUGAAUUGCAGUUUACGGUCAGCGUCAUCUUUUCCGUUUGGAGCCAGGAGCCUUCAAAUAAGUAGUUUGGGGUGUUGCCUUUCACACUCUGGAGACACGCCCCGCUACCUCAGAUCCAAGCUAACGCUAGCUUACUUGGAACAGCGAAUGGUGCACACUUGUGCUAACAGUAGCUAACUAACAAGUUAGCUGUCAUUAUCAAGUUAAACAUUAAACUUAGACAAUAGUCUGACUCAGCGCGAGUCCCAGAACCGGGAAGCAAACUGUCAAUCACAGCUGUCAAUCAACGCCCACAUGGCAUCAAAGACACUAUUCGUCUUUAUAUCUUAUUAACGGAGCAAUAAUUUCCAAAAUGUCAUCUGCACACUUACUAGAGGGCCCACAUUUAGAGAUUAACACCAUAAUAACUUGUUGAAUAAAAUACUGACUUAAUAUUUCAUGAAAGAGUUGACACUUUUGAAUGGGAGUCUAUUGGAGCCAGGGAUUUUUAGGAAGCAGCAUCUAGUGACCGUCAGUGGUACUGCACUUUAAGGGUCUUCCACAAUGGCUUCAGUUUCAACCUGUGCUUGGGUAGCCGCUUGGGUAAAACAUGUCUGCCUGGUGAUUAUCAGUCUAACUUCAACCUGGUGACUGCUUGCUCCCCUCAGCUUGUUUCCUAGAAAUGAUUUUUAUGUACUACCGAUUUGCAACAGCAAACAUGUUUUAAAGGAAUAUAAUGCCACAAUAAUUACGUGUUUAUUAUAUCUGGUGAGAAGCACGAUGUUGUUGACAUUCGACCAAAACCUCUGCCUUUUCCUAACCUUCACCAUACUGUUGUUUCCUAAACUCAAUGACAUGCAGGACCUGCUGCGUCCUGUACGCCUGCCAUCCACCCUUUAAACUUGUGUGUGGUACAAAAAUGUAGCACUUUUUUCCUUCACUCAAAAAAAACAUUGCCUGUGAUCAUAAAUCAAGCAGCAACCAUCAGUUUCCCAUCACAACAUGAUUAGGAAAACAAAUUAGUAUUAUAAAUGUCAUUUCUAUGACACAGGGUUGCAAUGUUCUGCUUUGAUUAAUUAUUGAGAAGUGAAUGUAUGAGAUAUUAUACUGACACAUCUAUUCUCCUGCGCAGUUGUGUGACUGGAUCUCUCUCUGAAGGUUCAUGUUAUCAAGCCUCUGCAGAAGUCGCUGUUACUUUCUCUUCCAGCCAUGUGUGUUGCUGCGGCGCUGGUCAUCACAUAAAAACGUCAACAGGGACUCGUCUCCUCUUCUUCCUCUUCUUGUCUUCGUCUCUUCUUCUUCUCUUUGUGCUGCUGUCAUCCUCCAGCCGCCGACGUCAGUGGAACGUUUCAAUCCCCUCUGAUAUUCAGGUUAAUCUGAUUGUGAAGAUUUCCUCUGAGACGCCUCUUCGUCAAUGACGGCCAAGAUGGAGACUCCUUUCUACCAUGAUGACUCCCCCACUGUCUCCGGCUUCAGCCAGAUCGUCGAAUACGAGCGUUACCCGGGAAACAAGAUGCUUAUGAGUAAAAAGGCCAUGUCAGUGGCGGGCAGCCAUCACUUCCCCGGCAGUGGCAGCGGUGCAGCAGGAGGCAGGGGUGGGAACCACAACAACCUGGGGCUCGCCGGCAACAGCUCCCUGAUGGCAGCAGCGGUGUCCUCGGCAGCGUCCUCAGCGGACAUGAACCUGCUGAAGCUGGCGUCCCCCGACCUGGAGCACCUGAUCAUCCAGUCCAACCAGGGACUGGUCACCACCAGCCCCGUGAACAACUCCGCUAACCCCUUCAUGUACCGCAACCAGGCCACCAACGAGCAAGAGGGAUUCGCAGACGGCUUUGUCAAAGCGCUGGCUGACCUUCACAAGCAGAACCAGCUGGUAGGAGGUGGGCCCAUGUCCCCGUCCUCGUCCUCCACCGCCCUGCAGGCACCAUAUCAGAGGAACCUGAUGCCAGGCAGUGACAUGCCCGUCUACACCAACCUCAGCAGCUACAACCCAGGCCAGAUGGCGUACUCCGGGGGGCAGAUGGUUUACGGUGGUGGCUCAGGCCACAGCAGCGGCGGGCACCCUCAGCCCCACACUCGAGGUCUGGAUGCCCCUCAGACUGUCCCAGAGGUGCCUCACCCGUCAGGCGACCCUACAUCCCCGCCCUCCCUCUCCCCUAUCGACCUGGAGACGCAGGAGCGAAUCAAAGCUGAGCGCAAGAAGCUCCGCAACCGCAUCGCCGCAUCUAAGUGUCGCAAGCGGAAGCUGGAGCGGAUCUCGCGGCUGGAGGAGAAGGUGAAAGUCCUGAAAAGUCAGAACUCGGAUCUGGCCUCCACCGCUGCCAUGCUGCGGGAGCAGGUCGCUCAGCUCAAACAGAAGGUCAUGAGUCACGUCACCAACGGCUGCCAGAUUGCCGUUGGCGCGGCCGCCAAGUCUGGAGGAGGAGGAGGAGGAGGGGGCGGGACCUGCAGCGAGGACUCCAGCUGCUGAGGAGGCGGGACAUCAGGAGGACAAAAAUGUGAAAAUAAGCCGAGAGGCAGAGGUUUACUUUUAUGAUUUUGGCGUUUCGCUCAUGCUCUCGGUCAGAGCAAGAAGAGAGCAUGCGGCUCGGUGUCAGUAAGGCCUCAGUGGGACUGUUUAUUGGGAUUUACUGAACCGACAUUCCCCGUAAACCACUGUCAAUCAUCCAGCCAGAGUGGGCGGGGCUUAGAGAGGAGACAGGAAGGAUGGAUCCCUGGACGUGGGCAAAGUUUUACUCACGUUGGACAAUUUGGGGUUUUUGACAAUGAAUAGAUGGUGAUGGAUUUCAUUUGAAGAGACUGUUUAGCAGCAGGGUGUGACAUUCAAAGAGGUGUGUGUGUGUGUGUGUUUGUGGGAACUGACACGUUACAUUCAAAAGGUGAAAUCAAGAUUUCCAGCUCAUGAAACUUCUUUAUUUUCAGAUGUCAUUACAUCUCAGUAAAUCAAUUUAACUGGAAAUGGUGAAAUUAUUUUCCACCUCUGACUUUUUUUUAUAUCACAUCAUAUUGCACAUUUCACAUCUGGAAUAAAUAACAUGUUAAGAUGAACAUUUUUAUAGUGUGAACUUAAUCUUUCAUUAGUUGAACAAUAAUGAGAAGUUUGCUUAUAAAAGUUAAUCAGAAUCAGUGCUGUCAGUGAUGUCAUUUAUGUGGAAAACAUUGUCAAGUAAUCAGAUUACUUUUGGUUUCAGAAUGAAGACUGUAAUUGACAUUUUCUUGCAAUAACUGUAACACUUUGCUUAAAAUUGCUGAUGCUACAGUUUGUUUUCCAAUCUCAUUACUGUAAUCUGAUCACUUUUAUGUCACUACAAAACAACAGUGUAAUGCAGCUAAAAAACAUCCUCACUUUGACAACUUUUUGCAGUAACUGCAAUAGAUUUGUGUUAUCUGAUUACUGUAAUCUCUUUACAUAACUGUAACUACAGCUCAGCUCUGGUUGGUAAUCAUGCAGUGAAGAUUUAAACUCAGUUAUGAACUGUGCUUCUGUGUUUUAUUUGUGUGUUGUUUGAAGCUGUGUUUUGAUCAUGAAUUAAAGUUUGAGGUUCUGUCGUCGUGUUGUUCCGGCCUCGCAGCUGUUUGGUGUUUUCAGCUGUUGGCCGGUGGAAUCUUUCAGCACUUUCUCUGGAUCUUUCUGGAAUCUGGACAGAGGAAAUGUUCAAUUUAAGAUCUGCCAAUGUGGAUAUCUGGUUUGAGUUUGGAAACUGGCAUGUGCAAAACAGGCUCUUUUUUUUGUUUUUUGUCUGUUCUUGAUUUGCAAAAAGUUUCAGAAUUAAGGAGACUUUUAGUCUCACAGUUGUAAUAUCUGAUUUUUUUUUUUUUUUAACUUUUCAACAAAUGGAAUAAAAUUCUGUUGGUAGAGAAUUUAAUUUUCAACUUCAAAUAUUUUCAACUUUUUCAAAUAGUGUAUUUGACUUCUGCAGCAGGAGAAAUAUUAUUGGACAGAAAUGAAGAAGGAAAGAGGUUGUUUUUGUGAACAUGAAGCGUUUCAUAUCUCCUUUAUUCUUAUUUCACAGCAACAUCAUGCAAAUAAGAUCUGACUGUUGAAUAACACCCAUUAUUUUGAUAAUUAUAAUGUUAACAAUAUGCAGUUUACUUGUUAUUCCUAUACCUUUUCUACACUGUAAAAAGUAUGAUUCAUAUAACUAAAUUAAUUUGGUUUGUUUGUUUGCAGGUUUAUGUGAGAGAAGCCCAUUGCUGCUAGGAAAAGAGAAAGAUAUUGACAUUGUUGAAAUCAAAUACUCAUGAAGAAGUCAAAAUUUUGAUUUUGUAUGAAAUAAUUUGACUUAGCACUUUGCCAUUAUGUUAUUUCAACUUUCAAAAAGUUCUAAUUUUGUCAGUCUCAAUUUUGACUUACCAUUACUAAAUGUCACUUGCCAUGAGCAUUUGUAUUUUUUUCCUUCCUGGCAGUAAUGGGCUUCCGCUGAUUAAAAACUUUCUAAAAGGCAGAAAAAUAAAUCUGCUGGUGCUUGUGUACAGAAAAUCACUUUGUGCUAUGUCGAUUUUUUUUUUUAUUACACAAAAAUCUGAUCUCAGUGGAAUAUCAAAAGUGUUUCACCUGCUUUAGGAAGAAAAUACCUUUAAGACUCCACAAAUUGGACAUAUUUUUACAGUGAAAAUAAAUAUAAACUAGUCAACCUGGAAAAAUGAGCUUGAAUUUGAAGGCCCAAUCUGUAAUCUUAAAUGUAAAUCAAAAUGUAUAUGAGGGAUAAUCUACUCCAAGCUGUGCAGUUAUGAAAAAUAAUGCACUCUGGAUUGUAUAUAUAUAUGUGAAAAUAAUGCUCACUGUGGAGAUGAGGUCCUGAGAUCUUGUCCUGAGAGGACAUUAGAAGUCCUCUGCAAGGUUGUAGACGUGCCUGAGGAGGCUGUGGAAGUCCUUGAGUGGGCUGUAGAGGUCCUUGAGAAGGUUAUAUGAGGGAUAAUCCACCAACUUGUGUAGUUAUGAAAAAUAACACACUCUGCAUUGUGUACAUAUAUAUGAAAAUAAUGCUUGUUGUGGUGAAUGAGAUCCUGAGGUCCUUGAGGAGACUGUAGACUUCCUCCAGUGAGUUUACUGUAACUCAGCCUGAACCAUCAGUACUGUUGCUAUGGUUACUGCAGUUUAAUAUACCUUAGCUGUGAUUUAGAAUGAUUAUUAAAAUGUUGACGAAUGAUGCGUCCACAUACAUGAUCUUAACAGACACCUGACAGCCAGAGAACAGGAUUCUUUGUUGCCAAAGCUUAAUGAAAACACUUCACAAUAUGUUUUAUUUUUCAGUGUGCAUUAUUGUUCGAUAACUAUACAUUUUAUUGAGAAUGUUCUUACGUAGCAUAAGUUACGUGUGUGAAUAAAUCUCAGAUUUAUGUGGUGAUAAAAUGUACAGAUUGGGCCUUUAAUAUGUUGGUACAGGUUUAUUGUUGUUGUUUAUGUGGUGGGUUGAUUGAUAUUUUCACACAUUUUUUUAACUUGAAGCUGAUGAUCCCUUUCUAUUUUUGGACUCUGUUUUGCACUGACUUUACUGUCCAGUCAGCACGUGUGUAUCAUGCUACAGUUUGUAUAUUGAAGCUGGCAGAUAGAAAAACAUAUAACUGCAAAAAAAAAAAGAAAACAAAUCAGAUUUAUUUUUUGUGGGCGACAAAAAGAUAAAGCUCUACUACUUAAAAACAUUACAUUAUAUCAGAGUUUUAAAUGAUAAUUAAUACUUAAGGAUGAAAACAAUUUGCAGUUACAUGUUUUCUGUCUGACAUUAAGAGACUUUGAAGAAUAAUGUUGAUAAGCGUCAAGAAAAUAUUUAUUUUUUCGAACUUGAACAAGGCUUUUGAUGUCUCUAAUAAUUCUAUUUUUGUACAAAAUGUAUAAAAAUUGUUGUUAUUAAUAUACUGAUGUGUGUGUGUGUGUACAAGAUGUUUAAUUCACUUUGUGUCCCUAUUUAUUAUAAAUAUCUUUUGUUAUACAGACUUCACACUGUUCUGCUGUGUUGAGAUGUUUGUGUCAAUAUAUCAGUGAUGAAAUAUUAAGCUGCUGCUGGGUUGAUUUCUGAAAAUUCAAUUCAAAUGCAGUUUCCUGAAUGCCUCGCUGAGACAUGACUCAUUUAUUUUAGUUGGAUGUCAACAAAUUUCACAUUCAGAAUUAAAAAUCAGUCAAACAACCUCAGUGUUGAAACUGUUAUGAUAGAACAGAUGUU
Thunnus maccoyii (southern bluefin tuna) is the source of this 7364-nucleotide messenger RNA. RefSeq names its product JunE proto-oncogene, AP-1 transcription factor subunit (gene june). Bases 2618 to 3673 code for a protein of 351 amino acids. The transcript is spliced from 2 exons. The record is from RefSeq and is a predicted model, not a curated record. Lineage: Eukaryota; Metazoa; Chordata; Actinopteri; Scombriformes; Scombridae. Gene Ontology annotation, molecular function: DNA-binding transcription factor activity, RNA polymerase II-specific; transcription factor binding; RNA polymerase II cis-regulatory region sequence-specific DNA binding. Gene Ontology annotation, cellular component: transcription regulator complex. Gene Ontology annotation, biological process: regulation of cell population proliferation; regulation of transcription by RNA polymerase II; regulation of cell cycle.